Didymodactylos carnosus is the source of this 720-nucleotide messenger RNA. Lineage: Eukaryota; Metazoa; Rotifera; Eurotatoria; Philodinida; Philodinidae. The record is from the annotation of a GenBank genome assembly.
AUGAAAACCGCCAGAAUCGCGAAUCGUUUAGAACGCGAUCUCUGCAUCAAUAAAGUUCGUGAUUCCCCUAAAUGUGGAAAAACCGCGGCGUUUUCGUGUUUAGCUUCAGCAAAUACAAAUCACACUCCGUAUUGGAAUGGAUAUGUUGAUGCGAUAAAACCGACAAUUUCUGAGAAUACAGAACUGAUCAAUAGUUCGUAUAAUGGUGCCGAGUGCAAUUUUAAUUUUACAGUCUAUGAUACAACCAAAGGAGUUGGAAAACCAGUUUAUACAUUUUUAAAUAAAUCUUGGAAUUGUGGUGCCAAUAUUUUGCUGUAUGAAUCAAGAUAUGCACAAGGAAAGCCAUUACCAUCACAGUACAUCUUAACUGAAUUGUGUAAAAUGUUUUUUCGUACACUAGGCACUCGCUAUAAAAAUGAAUUCGAGAAACACGCGCGUGAUGAAGAAUAUGAAGUUUAUUUCACAACUGAAGAUGAAUUUGUUCAUAGUUCACAAAAUAUGUCAAUUACAACAACAAAUAAACGUGUGGCAUCAAUCUCAAUAUCUCGAGCGGAAAAUUCAAAAUCGUCAAUAAUCGAUACCUUUCAUACAAUUCUUACCACUCAAGUUUCAAAUGUUCAUUUGGAUCAGUUCAUUGGACCAGUUCAAAGUGAUAUCAGUUUGGAAAAUGAUUUUACUGUUACGAAAAAAAUGAUCUCAGUUUCGAAAAUGAGCUAUUAG